Molecule: messenger RNA, 2165 nt
Organism: Theobroma umbraticum
Lineage: Eukaryota; Viridiplantae; Streptophyta; Magnoliopsida; Malvales; Malvaceae
Product: UBP1-associated protein 2B-like
Molecular function (GO): RNA binding
Source: RefSeq, a predicted model, not a curated record
GGAUUGGUGAGCAGAAAUCCUAGCUUCUCCCAAAAACAGAAGCCCCAAAAAACCCUAAAUUUGUAUCUUUCGAAUCUGCAUUUCCUCCAUGGCGAAAAAGCGAAAGCAGCGAUCUUCUGAGCCCGAGCCCACCCAAACGACGCCGGAUCCUCAACCAAUCCAAGAAGAAGAGCAACAGCAACAACCGGAAUACGUAGCCGACGAAGAUCCGAACGCUAAAGUAGAAGAAGAACAGCAGCUACAAGAAGUUGAAGAGGAAGUAGAAGAAGAAGUAGAAGAGGAAGUUGAAGAAGAGGAAGAGGAGGAUGAGGAAGAAGAAGAGAACGAAGAAGACGAUGACGAAGAAGCUGAAAACCAAACCCUAGUCGGUUCCUCCAACGCCGCUGUUCAAAAUGGAGCACCCAAAGAAACGAGUCAAGAGGAGGAGUUGGACGACGAGCCGUUCGAGAAACUUCUAGAACCAUUUGGGAAAGAUCAAUUGAUUACCCUUAUUAAGAAAGCGGUCGAGAAGCACCCGGAAUUCAUGUCGUCGGUUCGGGAGUUCGCGGAUGCGGACCCAGCUCAUCGGAAGAUAUUCGUUCAUGGGCUCAGUUGGGAUACCACUGCUGAAACCCUCACCGCCGAGUUUAUUAAAUAUGGGGAAAUCGAAGAAUGUAAAGCGGUUACUGAUAGGGUUUCUGGGAAAUCCAAAGGUUACGCGUUUAUUCUAUUUAAGCAUCGGAGUGGGGCACGCCGGGCUUUGAAACAACCCCAGAAGAAGAUUGGGAAUAGAACCACUUCUUGCCAGUUGGCUUCGCAGGGACCAGUUCCAGCACCGCCUCCCUCUGCUCCACCGGUUUCUGAGUAUACUCAAAGGAAAAUUUUUGUUAGUAAUGUGUCAGCUGAAGUGGACCCGGAGAAGUUGCUUGAGUAUUUUAGACAGUACGGAGAAAUUGAGGAAGGUCCGCUGGGGCUUGAUAAGCAGACAGGGAAACCUAAAGGGUUUGCUCUUUUUGUAUACAGGUCGAUUGAGAGUUCCAGAAGGGCCUUAGAGGAGCCUCAUAAGAAUUUUGAAGGUCAUGUUUUGCAUUGCCAAAAGGCUAUAGAUGGGCCGAAGCCAAAUAAAGGUGGUUAUGGAGGAAGUGGUUCUGGUGGGCAUCAUCAGUACCAGCAGCAUCAGCAAGGACAACAUCAGAUGCAGCCUCAUUACCAUCAUGCUAAGAAGGGAAAGUAUUCGACUGGUGGAUCAGAUACUGGGCAUUUGAUGGCUCCAUCUGGGCCUGCUGCAGUGGGGUUCAACCCUGGAGUUGCUGCUGCUGGGUUUAACGCUGGGGUGGCUGCUGCUGCACCGGCUUUGAACCCGGCACUUGGACAGGCAUUGACUGCAUUGCUUGCUACUCAGGGAGCCGGUUUGGGGCUUGGUAAUCUGCUUGGCGGGCUUAGUGGGGCGCCUGUGAACCAGGGAGCACCUGCUGCAGGGUAUGGGAAUCAGGUUGCAGGUGGCUAUGGAAGCCAGAUGGGAGUGCAGGGUGGGUAUCAGAACCCGCAGAUGGGGCAGGGCGGUGCUGGUAGGACUCAGCCUGGUGGCGGUGCACCUUACAUGGGGCACUAGGUAAGCCCUAAGGUUCCCGCCAGAUUGUGUUGUUUCUGAGAUCUGACAUGGAAGGGCCAAGAAAUAGCAAAAAUAUGGGGAAGUAACUUGUCAAGCCUUAUUGACAAUAUACGCCCAACAUGUCUGGAAAGAGGAAGCUGCUCCCUCAUGGGGCUAGAAUUUGUUGCUAGGUGGGUUGAUGGGGGCAGGCAAAGUAUCUAUUUCCCCAGAGCUAUGAAGCUGGUCUUGGGUGCUCCUGUCUGAACUUCACUGAGUGCCUGCCUGCCUGCCUGCCUUGAUCUGAAAAUUGGAGCCUUUGAUUGAUGCUGUCGUGUUGAUAUUCAGGCCUUUGUGCAUGUAACGUGAAAAUCCUGAAGGAUCAAUUGAUUUAAAGGAUGUCCAUGUAUCCUAUAGGUUGCUCUCCAAGCUCUUAUAGUUAUGGCAAUAUAUAUAUAACAAGAAAAUUUUAAAUGUUGAGAUGUUUUUCCAAUGGAGAAAAAAAGAAGAAGCAAAAUUCGUAAUUACAUUAAUCUGUUUGGAGAAAGAAAAUAAAACAAUGAAAAAAUGUAUAAACAAUGGGAUUUUUACUUGCUAG